AUGGCUCUGAAGCGCUUCUGGACUGCGCUGCUCCCCAGCCUGCGCCGCCUCGCCCCGUUGUCCACGGCGCCGGCGGCCCGCGAGCAGCCCGGCGCGGGCUCGGGGGCAGUGCCGGGACACGGGGCGGCCGAGACCGUGCGGCCGCCGGUGCCCGCCGUGGACUUCGGCAACGCACAGGAGGCGUACCGCAGCCGGCGCAGCUGGGAGCUGGCGCGCAGCCUGCUGGUGCUGCGCCUGUGCGCCUCGCCCGCGCUGCUGGCGCGCCACGAGCAGCUGCUCCACUUCGCCAGGAAACUGCUGGGGCAAAGGCUGUUCGACAGGCUCAUGAAGAUGACCUUCUAUGGGCAGUUUGUGGCCGGAGAGGACCAGGAGUCCAUCCGACCCCUGAUCCAGCACAAUAAGGCCUUCGGCGUUGGCUCCAUCCUAGACUAUGGCGUGGAGGAGGACCUGAGCCCCGAGGAGGCCGAGCGCAAGGAGAUGGAGUCCUGCACCUCAGCUGCGGAGAGGGAUGGCAGCGGCAUAAGUAAGAGGGAGAGGCAGUACCAGGCCCACCAUGCCUUUGGCGACCGCAGGGACGGCGUCAUCAGUGCCCGCACCUACUUCUACGCCAACGAGGCCAAGUGCGACUGCCAUAUGGAGACGUUCCUGCGCUGCAUCGAGGCCUCAGGCGGAGCCUGUGAGGACGGCUUCUCGGCCAUUAAGCUCACUGCGUUGGGGAGACCCCAGUUUCUGCUGCAGUUCUCAGACGUGCUGACCAAGUGGAGACGCUUCUUUCACCAAAUGGCUGCAGAGCAAGGGCAGGCUGGGCUGGCUGCCAUGGACACGAAGCUGGAGGUGGCUGCGCUGCAGGAAAGCAUCGCCAAGAUGGGCAUCGCAUCCAGGGCAGAGAUCGAAGGCUGGUUCAGGGUGGAGACCCUGGGUGUGUCCGGCACUGUGGACCUGCUGGACUGGAGUGGCCUCGUCGACAGCAGGACCAAGCUUUCCCAGCACCUGGUGGUCCCCAACACACAGACAGGACAACUGGAGCCCCUGCUGUCCCGGUUCACUGAGGAGGAGGAGCUGCAGAUGACAAGGAUGCUACAGCGGAUGGACAUCCUGGCCAGGAGAGCCAGGGAGGUGGGCGUGCGGCUGAUGGUAGACGCCGAGCAGACCUACUUCCAGCCGGCCAUCAGCCGCCUGACGCUGGAGAUGCAGCGCAAGUUCAACGUGGAGAAGCCGCUUGUCUUUGGCACUUACCAGUGCUAUCUCAAGGAUGCCUAUGACAAUGUGACUCUGGAUGUGGAGCUGGCUCGCCGUGAGGGCUGGUGUUUUGGGGCCAAGCUGGUGCGGGGGGCGUACAUGGCCCAGGAACGUGCCCGAGCUGCGGAGAUUGGCUAUGAAGACCCCAUCAACCCCACGUACGAAGCCACCAAUGCUAUGUACCACAGGUGCCUGGACUACGUGCUGGAGGAGCUGAAGCACAAUGAGAAGGCCGCGGUGAUGGUGGCCUCCCACAACGAGGACACUGUGCGCUUCACUCUGUGCAGGAUGGAGGAGCUGGGCCUGCACCCCGCUGACCGCCAGGUGUACUUUGGACAGCUGCUGGGCAUGUGUGACCAGAUCAGCUUCCCGUUGGGCCAGGCGGGCUUCCCCGUUUACAAGUAUGUACCCUAUGGCCCCGUGAUGGAGGUGCUGCCCUACCUGUCCCGCCGUGCCCUGGAGAACAGCAGCCUCAUGAAGGGUGCCCAGCGGGAGCGGCAGCUGUUGUGGCAGGAGCUCAAGCGGCGGCUUCGCACCGGUAGCCUCUUCUACCGCCCAGCCUAGUGGCCACUGCUGCAUCACUACCAUUGGCCUUCAUGCACCCCGGCUGUGGCCUCCCAAGGCCCUCAUGCCCAGCAGGGACUUGGGGGUGGGGCCUGGGUGGCCCUUAGGCUGUCACCAUAGCUGCAGCCCAAUCCCAACCUUGCAGAUUCACCUAUUUACACCUAAGACUUCGGGACCUGUGGGAGAUGGGGCCCUGCCCAGGGUGUGGGCACUCAGUGUGGGCUGAGUCCGAUACCUGUCUGAGCCACUGUGAACUGUUGGGACCUCCCCACCUAUGCAACCCAUGUCCUGGAGGAUUGCCUUCUGCCAGGGGCCAGCCCACACCCCGAGCCCCUGGGUGGCCAGCAGCUAGGCAGGGGAAGCACACCUGAUCAAUAAACCAUUGUCCCUACA
Molecule: messenger RNA, 2196 nt
Organism: Microcebus murinus (gray mouse lemur)
Lineage: Eukaryota; Metazoa; Chordata; Mammalia; Primates; Cheirogaleidae
Gene: PRODH
Product: proline dehydrogenase 1
Cellular component (GO): mitochondrion
Molecular function (GO): FAD binding; proline dehydrogenase activity
Source: RefSeq, a predicted model, not a curated record